UAUUGCUGUGGUAUUUUCAUUUUUUUUUAUCGCAUAGUGGUGCGUUCUUCAUCAUCAUCAUAACAUCUCGGAGGCGAAACAACGCAACUGGCAAUCCCGACAUGUACGGCGGCGGCGGCUCCUCCAAGAUCGGCCGCGGCGCCCCCAACCGCCGCUCAUUCCCUCCUCCUCCGGCGCCUCACCGUUCAUCCGCUCCUGGACGGCGCCCCUCCCUUGGCGCAUCCUCCCGCAACGCCGCGAAGGAGACGGCGUCGACGGCAGCGGUGGAGGAGACUUUCAGCCUGACAUCCGGCAGCAACCCGCUUGCAUUUUCGAUGAUCAUACGGCUUGCACCCGACCUCGUGGAGGAGAUCAGGCGCGUGGAGUCACAGGGCGGCACUGCGCGUAUGAAGUUCGGCCCCAAUCCUCACAAUACAGGCGGAAACAUUAUAGAUGUUGGUGGGAAGGAGUACAGGUUUACGUGGUCAAGGGAAUUGGGUGACCUCUGUGAUAUUUACGAAGAGCGUAAGAGUGGUGAAGAAGGUAAUGGUUUGCUUGUUGAAUCUGGAUGUGCCUGGCGCAAACUGAACGUGCAGCGUAUCUUGGAUGAGUCGACCAAGAAUCAUGUCAAAAGACGGUCAGAGGAAGCUGAACGCAAAAUGAAGUCUCGCAAAGCCAUUGUCUUAGAGCCAGGGAACCCGCCUAUGAAAAGUCAGUUAAAGGCAUUAGCAGCUGUUGAGGCUACAUCAUGGAAGAGUUACAAUAAGAAGAAAGAGGCUGCUGCACUUAAGAAAAGAAAAGUGGAAACCCUUCAAGUUGGUGGACCCCCAAAAUCUUCCCAUAGAUCUGGAUUGACUUCUACUAAUACCAAUACCAAGGGCAGAAAUUCCUCUCCUCUUCCAUCUCCACCAGAUCCUUUUGCUGUUCCUUCCUCCCCACCGGUAGUUGCAAAUAUGUCUAAGAGCUUUGAGGAUGCUAUGCCUGUACAAAUGACAGGUAAACAAGAUACUAAUGUUCUCUCUGAGAAAGAAAUCUCUACCAGGACAAACAAUGCUGUGAGGAACACACCAGGAGGCAAGGGGCCUAAUGGGUCUAAACCAGCAGAUUUGCAGGGCAUGCUAAUUUCUCUUCUAAAGGAUAAACCUAGUGGAAUGACUUUGAAGGCUUUGGAGAAAGCUGUUGGAGACACACUUCCGAAUUCCAUAAAGAAAAUUGAGCCAAUAAUAAAAAAGAUUGCAAAAUAUCAAGCUCCAGGAAGGUAUAUAUUGAAACCGGAAGUGGAUUUGGAAAGCUUAAAUAAGCCUCAGAUCGAAAGUGGAAGUUCUCCUGAUGAUAGUCACAGCCAGAUGCCUACUCGUGAAGAGUUUCAUGAUCAGACAUCAGCCCCACAGGGAGGAUCUGAAGAAAAAGUUCCAAAUGUUGAUAUGGAGGAAACGGUUAAUGUAAAAUCCAAAGUGGAAGAAGAUACAAACAGUUUGGAAAAAAUUGAUGCCCAACAUACUUCACCUGAUAUUCUUGGUGACAAAAAAGGUUCUGAUCACAGUGAAGGCCAGGCAGGCAGCUCCAGUGAUAGUAGCGACAGUGAUAGUGACAGUGACAGCAGUGAUAGUGGCACUGACAGUGGAAGCCACAGUAGGAGCAGAAGUCCUGCUGGAUCAGGGAGCGGGAGUAGUAGUGAGAGUGAAAGUGAUGCAUCUUCUAGCAGCAAGGAGGGACUGGAGGGUUCAGAUGAGGAUGUAGAUAUUAUGACUAGUGAUGAUGAAAAAGAGUCAAAACAAAAAGCCGAAGUCUCUGAUCAAAGGAUGCCCUUACCCAUUCAAGGAAACUCUCCUGAUGGAAGAUCAAUGCAGAAUGAGGUUGAUGAGAAGCAAGAUGGUAAUGAAUCUGAUCCAAUUGAAAUUGAAAAGGACUUACCUGAGGAACCGGAAGCUGAAUUGGAUCUACCUCCAGCUACCAUUCCAAAUAGAGGUGGAAAAUAUGCAGAAGAGGCAAGACCAUUUUCAAUUGACUAUGAACAACUCCAGGAACGCCAAAAUUAUAUAGGGAGUUUGUUUGAUGAAAAAGAAAAUGAUGUUAAAGAUAACUCUAGGCAUGAACAGUCUGACAGCUCGGACAGGUUCUCUAAAGGUAAACAUAAGAGGGUUUCUGAUGUGAAGAAUGUAGAUGAGAAAUCUGCAAAGAGGUUGAAAGCAGAAAUGUCUCCCAGUAUUGAUGCGCAGACAUUAAAAAAUUCUCGGAACUUGUCUCCUUAUGAAUUUACUGAAGACAUUGGUAAGGGACCUAGUGUACAAGUGUUGAACAGAGCUGACAGACAAGCGAAUUUGAGUGUUGGCUUACAAAAGGGACCCAAUCGAGCAUUUCCUGGGAAAUCUAGUUCAGAUUUUCCACAAAAGUCCUCAGCUCAAACCCCUUUGGAAAACCCUUCCUACUCAUGGGAAAAAUCAGACAAACAAGGCGAAAGUGUAAGGCACAGCAAAAAACACUCAGCAAAUGACUUCCCUGCCCGUGAAGCUUCUUCCGUGCAGAAAGAUAAAUCUCAUAAAGAUGCAUCACAUGAAGAUAUUAAUGCCUCUGAGAAAAAGGUUUCAAGGAAUCCCAGGGAUGGUAGUAAUGGAAGCAAAGAGCCACUAUUUAUGGAUUCUUAUUACCAAGAACAAGGUGAAAUGGUUGGUAAAUCAAGGGAACGCCGUCAAAGUUCACAGUCCCACUUGGGAACAUCACCUAAGGAAAGCAACAGAAUGAUUCUUGAUCAAUCCCCUGUAACUAAUGGGCAAGGUGUAUCUCUUCAAAGAGAGCUUUCAGAUUUGGAGUUGGGUGAACUUCGUGAGUCCACUCCAGAUGAAACUCAUGUUGCAAAGCAAUUUGAACGAAAAGGUUCCUUUAAACAGUUGGAAAAGAAAGGAAACACGUCAGAGGAUAGGAAUUUGGAUAUCACUAGAGUAAAACCAUCAUUGAAGGCAAAUUCAGAUUCAGGAAAACAGUCCUCAGCCUUUGUAAAUUCGGGUUUUCCCAGUAAUUUGGACAGCACUUACAAAAAGAACUCAGAUAAUCAUUUUGAGGAUUCAACAAAAUCUCGUUCUAGAGUUAUGCAGACUCAUUCACAACAUUUGAAAGCUGAUAAUACAGAAGUUGGAUCUCAAAACAAAUUGGUAGAAACGAGUAGUAAAUAUAGAACUAAUGAAUCUGGAGUGAACCGAGAUACUGACUUGGAAGGUCGCAGUGAAAGCAAUAGAGGAAUACCUGCAAAUGCAUCUAAACAACAAGACGGUAAAGGGGGAAUAGUUUUCUACCCUGCAAAAGAAAGUAAAAGGCAAACAUCUAAUUCAGUGGAAGAGAUCGCUGACGGAGGAAAGGAUUCUGGGUUUGCUGAUAGGAAUCAUAGUGAUCAAAAGAAGAGAGAGUCAUCUUCAGAUGAAAAUAGUUGCUCUUAUUCAAAAUACGAAAAGGAUGAGCCUGAAUUAAAGGGUCCGAUAAGGAGUUUUUCUCAAUAUAAAGAAUAUGUCGAGGAAUUCCGUGACAAAUAUGAAAGUUACAAUUCCUUGCACAAGAUUUUGGAUAGUUACAGGGACGAGUUUCAGAAACUGGGUGAUGAUUUAGAACAUGCUAAAGCCAGGGAUACGGAUAGAUAUUAUGACCUUCUGGGACAGCUGAAGGAAUCCUUUCGACGUUGUGAACCGAGACACAAAAGGUUGAAGAAAAUAUUUGUUGUUCUUCAUUUGGAAUUGGAGAAUAUUAAACGAAGGAUCACGGACUUUGCAAACUCGUAUAAUAAAUGAUGAGAGUGCAAGAGUUCUAUAUUGAUGAAGGUUAAGAACUUUUGGGAGAUACACGAUGUGCAGUUUAGAUGAAUUUUUGUGUAGGUUGGGUAUGCUCUUUUUCAUACUAUUUAUUGGUAGAGCCAUCUAUCUGUGUAUAAAUGAAAUUUUGUCUUUUUUGGUAUUAUAGCUAUAGGUCUGCCAUAUUUUUU
Molecule: messenger RNA, 3946 nt
Organism: Vigna unguiculata (cowpea)
Lineage: Eukaryota; Viridiplantae; Streptophyta; Magnoliopsida; Fabales; Fabaceae
Product: dentin sialophosphoprotein-like protein
Source: RefSeq, a predicted model, not a curated record